Scaptodrosophila lebanonensis is the source of this 3563-nucleotide messenger RNA. It is a transcript of the gene mGluR, whose product is annotated as metabotropic glutamate receptor. Gene Ontology annotation, molecular function: group II metabotropic glutamate receptor activity. NCBI's taxonomy places the organism in Eukaryota, Metazoa, Arthropoda, Insecta, Diptera, Drosophilidae. Gene Ontology annotation, cellular component: membrane. Gene Ontology annotation, biological process: regulation of synaptic transmission, glutamatergic; G protein-coupled glutamate receptor signaling pathway. The transcript is spliced from 8 exons. Bases 15 to 2957 code for a protein of 980 amino acids. The record is from RefSeq and is a predicted model, not a curated record.
GGGCACUCGCAAAUAUGUGGCAACCAUUUCGACCAUUUCGAAGUGCCGAUCUAGGUGGCAUUCAAAUUUGCAUGCUCCUGCUGUUGUCGGCAUUCUGGUGGAGUUCGCUGCCGCUGCUCGAGGGCUCCGGCGCAUCACAGGCACCACAGGACACUGUAUCGGUUAGCCUUCCCGGUGAUAUUAUACUGGGCGGUCUGUUUCCGGUGCACGAGAAAGGAGAGGGCGCCCCCUGCGGACCCAAGGUGUACAAUCGUGGUGUUCAGCGUCUGGAGGCCAUGUUAUAUGCCAUUGACCGGGUCAACAAUGAUAGCAACCUACUGCCAGGCAUAACGAUAGGCGUGCACAUAUUGGAUACAUGUUCGCGCGACACUUAUGCCCUCAACCAGUCGCUACAGUUCGUUCGUGCCUCGCUAAACAAUCUGGAUAACUCGGCCUUUGUGUGUUCCGACGAGUCAUCACCCCAGCUGCGAAAGAACGCUACCUCGGGACCUGUCUUUGGGGUGAUUGGUGGCUCCUACAGCUCAGUGUCCUUGCAAGUGGCGAACCUGCUGCGUCUUUUCCACAUACCACAGAUAUCGCCGGCAUCCACUGCGAAGACUCUGUCGGAUAAGUCACGCUUCGAUCUCUUCGCGCGAACCGUGCCUCCAGAUACAUUCCAGUCUGUGGCACUCGUGGACAUUAUCAAGAACUUCAACUGGUCCUACGUAUCAACGAUACACUCAGAGGGUUCUUAUGGAGAAUAUGGCAUCGAGGCAUUCCACAAAGAGGCGAGCGAACGACACGUCUGCAUCGCUGCCGCUGAAAAAGUUCCGAGCGCGGCCGAUGACAAAGUCUUCGAUGCGAUCAUCAGCAAGUUGCAGAAAAAGCCGAAUGCACGGGGCGUGGUCCUUUUUACACGGGCCGAGGAUGCCCGGCGCAUACUGCAGGCAGCGAAGCGAGCAAAUCUCGCCCAGCCCUUUCAUUGGGUUGCCAGCGAUGGCUGGGGCAAGCAACAGAAGCUACUGGAUGGCCUAGAGGAGAUAGCCGAGGGUGCCAUAACCGUGGAGUUGCAGUCAGAGAUUAUAGAGGACUUCGAUCGAUAUAUGAUGCAGUUGAACCCGCGUUCGAAUCUCCGCAAUCCCUGGUUUGCGGAGUACUGGGAGGAUACCUUCAAUUGUGUACUUUUGGACAGCUCUGAGCUAAUAAAUCCAAUAAAUAGAAGCGAUCCUAAACAACUCGAAGACGGCAGAGUCAUUUGCGAUGAGAACUUUCGGCUUUCGGAAAAAGUCGGCUACGAACAGGAGUCCAAGACGCAGUUCGUUGUGGAUGCUGUCUACGCUUUUGCGCAUGCGCUGCACAAUCUACACAACGACCUUUGUCUUCAAUCACAAGCAUGUCCUGCCAUGGCCAGCUACGAUGGCAAAGAAUUUUAUAAUAACUACUUACUGAACGUGUCUUUCAUAGAUUUGGCCGGCAGCGAGGUUAAGUUUGAUCGUCAAGGUGAUGGACUGGCCAGAUAUGAUAUAUUAAAUUAUCAGCGACUCGAAAACUCCUCAGGAUAUCAAUAUAAGGUUGUGGGCAAGUGGUUUAAUAAUUUAGAACUCAAUCUGCCAACCGUCGUAUGGAAUAAGGAGGUCGAUUUGCCAACCUCCGCCUGUUCACUUCCCUGUGAAGCUGGCAUGAUCAAGAAGCAACAGGGCGACACCUGUUGCUGGAUUUGCGACAACUGCGAACCAUACGAGUACGUCUACGAUGAGUUCACAUGCAAAGACUGUGGUCCCGGAUAUUGGCCUUACCCCGACAAGCUCUCGUGCUUUGCCCUGGACAUCCAGUAUAUGCGCUGGAACUCGCUUUUUGCGAUUGUAGCUGUAUCCCUGGCUGUGGUUGGAAUAUUUGGCACUUUCAUUGUUAUUCUGCUGUUUGCCAAAAACCACGACACCCCUUUGGUCCGUGCUUCCGGUCGUGAGCUCAGCUAUACUCUACUCUUCGGAAUUUUGGUUUGCUAUUGCAAUACAUUCGCGCUGAUCGCGAAGCCAACGAUCGGAUCGUGUGUUCUGCAGCGAUUCGGCAUUGGUGUAGGCUUUUCAAUUAUCUACAGCGCACUGCUGACAAAAACCAAUCGCAUAUCUAGAAUUUUUCACUCGGCAUCCAAAUCGGCACAACGCCUAAAAUAUAUAAGUCCGCAGUCGCAAGUCAUUAUUACUACUUCGCUAAUCGCCAUACAAGUUUUGAUUACAAUGAUUUGGAUGAUCGUAGAGCCGCCUGGUACUCGAUUCUACUAUCCGGAUAGGACAGAAGUGAUACUCAAAUGCAAAAUACAGGACAUGUCAUUUCUAUUCUCUCAACUCUACAACAUGAUUCUCAUAACCAUCUGUACAGUGUAUGCCAUAAAGACUAGGAAGAUACCCGAAAACUUCAAUGAAUCCAAGUUCAUUGGAUUCACCAUGUACACCACCUGCAUCAUCUGGCUAGCCUUCGUUCCUAUCUACUUUGGCACCGGCAAUUCUUAUGAGAUCCAAAUCACCACAUUGUGCAUCUCCAUCUCGUUGAGCGCAUCGGUGGCACUGGUGUGUCUGUACUCGCCUAAGGUGUAUAUCUUGGUUUUUCAUCCGGACAAAAACGUUCGCAAACUGACGAUGAACAGCACGGUUUAUAGACGUUCCGCUGCCACGGCUGCUGUGCAGGGCGGCAUGCUAUCGAGUUCCGGAUAUAGCCGUACACCUGCUCCUGGCACAGCUGUGGGCGCCACCACGGCCACAUCAACCGACCGAGGCAACUCUCAGAAUGGCAGCCAGCGUAGCCCCAGCCUUGUAUUGGUCCAAAGUCAGGCGGCCGUUGUUCACAAUCACGAGGAAUUCAAUGGGGCUCCGGCCACUGCGGAAUGCGACUCUUGCCGGGCAGAGAUCCCAGAGCCACAAUGUGCAGCCAUCGAAGAUCCAACUAUCCCAUCAACUAUUGGUAAAUGCAGCCAGGAUUAAGGUAUUUGACUUUCGUUGUGGUAGCAAGCCAAACAAAAAUUUACAGCUUUAUCGCUUCGACGAAAACGAAGACAGCUUAAAUCUAACGACCUGUGUAUCUAGUCAAACUAGCUUAAAGCCAAAAGAGCCCAAUACCCAUUAACCACACUAUCCAUUAACUAGUAUCCACUAUCGCUAUCACCAUCACAAUACUUUACUCAACCGGCUUUCGCCCUAGACUAUACAUUCUACUAUAUGUACGAGUAUAAGCCACAUAUUGUAGAUGUGGGCACCCACUUUAUUUAAAUCAAUACCGAGGCUAAGUGCACCCUGUCUUCGGAAUAUCAAUGCUCAAUUUUUGCAAUUAUUCACCAUGUAAAAGCACAUGUAGAGAUAUAGCUUGAAAUUGAAAUUUAACAUAGGCUUAGAGCGGGUAAGCGGCUGACAGGUCCGACCUAAUAAAUACUCUUCCCCCUACCCCGUGCAAUGAAGAAUACAUAUAUAAAACAAACAAACGAACAAACAAAAAACAGCAACCUAUUUAGUCCUAAUCGUUCAACUUCAAAUUAGUUUAGAGCACAAGUAUUGGCUAUAAAUAUGUACCUAAUUAUAUUAUGUACGCCGCAU